GUUUGCUUUCUUCACAGCCUACGCAGGUCGUUUCUGAAAUCGUCUUUCCCGCGUGCUCUUCAUAAGUUUUUGAAAAUUAUAAAGAAAAAUGGGAAAGCUGAACAAAAAGUUAUUUCAAACUAAAAGUAAAGUUAUAACGGAUAAGAAAGAAGUGGAUACAAAAAUUGUUUCCGGGCCAUUUCCAAUUUAUCGCACCAUACCGGUGCAGUUGAACGGUCCUGAGCCCAAAAGUUUCAAAGUUGUGUCGAAGACCACCAAGUCGAAGCAUAUCACCAAAUCGGAUUCCCCAUCCGAAAAAGAAUCACCCGAACUUGCGGCCAAUAAUGAAUCAGACACUCCAGGUAAAGUCAAGAAGCUCCGAAAGACCGCCAUUAGUCGACUCAGUAAAAAGGAUAAAAUCAAGUUCCGGAAAGAGGAAAUACUGAAGAAGGUUCAGCUUACCCAGAAGGCAUUCAAAGAGGACAAACUGAAGAAGAAACGCGAAAAAACGGCCGUCACGGGCGAUAUGAAGCCGCUGUUGGACGCCCUUCCGUCGUUGGAGUCGCUCUUCAAGAUGAAACAGACCGACAGUAUCAAAACAGGAGUUCCCAAGUACGACAAGAAAGCGGCCCCCAAGACAAAACAGCAACUCAAGGCGGACAGGUUAAAGAAGAAGAAGGUCGAUUUUCUUGCCCGCUGUCAGAAGGUAAACCAAGUUUUAAAGUCGAAAAAGUAUCGAAAAAAUCCCAAAAAGAUGAUUGCUGAGCACAUUCGGAAUACGCGGAAGGAACAAUUACAAUUGCUUUUGGGUAAUUCAUAGUUCCUUAAAUUAUUAUAAAAAAAAACUAAUAUUAAAAUAAAUUGAAAACUGAUAUAUUCUGAAAAUUCAAAAUAUUGUAAAAAUAACGUUAAAUAUAAUUUGAAUUAGGGUAUACAGAGUACGAACUGUAUCACGUGUUAGACGAGUAUUUCGACAUGCAAUAUGACCAUAAUUGUCAGUAAAUGUAUGAAAUUUAUCAUCAAGCUACUCUAUAUCACGUGAUAUAUUAUAGAUCUUAAGUCUGAGCAAAAUAAAUUUUGAAUCAUAUAUAAGUCAAACAAAA
Armigeres subalbatus is the source of this 1082-nucleotide messenger RNA. RefSeq names its product ribosome biogenesis protein SLX9 homolog. Gene Ontology annotation, biological process: maturation of SSU-rRNA from tricistronic rRNA transcript (SSU-rRNA, 5.8S rRNA, LSU-rRNA). NCBI's taxonomy places the organism in Eukaryota, Metazoa, Arthropoda, Insecta, Diptera, Culicidae. Bases 89 to 799 code for a protein of 236 amino acids. The record is from RefSeq and is a predicted model, not a curated record. Gene Ontology annotation, cellular component: preribosome, small subunit precursor; nucleolus; 90S preribosome. The transcript has a single exon.